UCAUUUUCUUUAAAACUAUAUAUAAAGGCAAAAUAUGUUGAGUGUGUGCGAGUGAUGUGGCAUGAGGAAAACAAGGUAAAGAAAGGUGAUGAUAAUCACCAUUCACCACAAGAAAAGAGAAGAUUUGAAACCAAACCAAAAUGCCAAAAGCUCGAAGCUCAGACUGAGACUGAGACCAAGCAUGCCAACUCUCCCAGUUACGCCUACUUAUGCUCACAUACCCACAAAAUGCAGAGCCUCUCCGCCUCUGGGUUUCGCAUGGCCACAAUGCUCCACUCCUUUCCCUUCCUUCCUUCCCCAACAAAUUCACAAAAUCAAGGACCCUUUUGCUCGAAAGCUCGCUCAAAGAAUUGAGAGGCUCCCGGUCAGCUUGAAACAGGAUUGCAUCAUGAGUAGUUGUGUAAAGCCAUUGGUGCACAGCAAGACAAGUCCAGUUGUUCUUCUCCACGGUUUUGACAGCUCCUGCUUAGAAUGGAGAUACGUUUAUCCGAUGCUCGAAGAGGCUGGCCUAGAAACUUGGGCUGUUGACAUUCUUGGAUGGGGUUUCUCUGAUUUAGAACAACGCCCUUCCUGUGAUGUUCCCUCUAAGCGUCAACACUUAUAUCAGCUUUGGAAGUCCCACAUUAAAAUGCCCAUGAUAUUGGUUGGACCAAGCCUUGGCGCUGCUGUUGCUAUUGACUUUGCAGUUAACCAUCCAGAAGCUGUUGAAAAGCUGGUCUUGAUCGAUGCAAGUGUGUAUGCUGAAGGCACCGGAAACUUAGCAAGCUUGCCAAAAUUGGUGGCUUAUGCGGGAGUAUCUUUACUAAAGAGUGUCCCUCUGCGCUUAUAUGUAAAUUUAUUGGCCUUCACUGAUAUAUCGUUUGAUACCAGCUUAGAUUGGAUGAAUAUUGGCCGCUUGCAUUGUCUUUUACCUUGGUGGGAGGAUGCAACUGUGGAUUUUAUGAGGAGUGGGGGCUAUAAAGUUGGUGAACAGAUAGAACAGGUAAAGCAGAAGACACUAAUUAUAUGGGGUGAAGACGAUCAAAUUAUCAGCAACAAGCUUGCAGUGAGAUUACACUGUGAAAUGCCAAAUGCUAUCCUACGACAAAUACCGGAGUGUGGUCAUAUUCCCCACGUUGAAAGGCCAAGCAGAGUUACCAAACUGAUUGUCGAAUUUAGUCAACAAGAUUGCUAUGAGAAAGCUCAAUGCAUUUCUCAACUUUGAAGAUCAUACUUGUAUUACAAAAGAAUAUUGACCAGUUUGAUAUGAAACUCUACAGAGAUGAACACUAGCAAAACAAGUACCAAAAUAUUUGGUGCAAAAACAGAAAGAAAGAAAAAAAAUCAUGUGGGAAAGAACAGAAUCAUGUCGGACGGAAUAAAUUCCUUUGGUCCAUUAUAUCAUACAAUACAACCAUGUUUUGAGGUUGUGGCCAGAUGGUACUUGGUAGGUAGUUCACAGGUCUUAAUCCCUCAAACCUCACACUAUUCCAAAGGUCAAAUCAAUUAAUGAAAUUACACAUAUAUGUAUAUUGUAUACAUAUUCCUUUAAUGCUUUGUUUGAUUCA
Cannabis sativa is the source of this 1547-nucleotide messenger RNA. Its product is annotated as alpha/beta hydrolase domain-containing protein VTE7. Gene Ontology annotation, molecular function: catalytic activity. The transcript is spliced from 11 exons. The record is from RefSeq and is a predicted model, not a curated record. NCBI's taxonomy places the organism in Eukaryota, Viridiplantae, Streptophyta, Magnoliopsida, Rosales, Cannabaceae. The coding region runs from base 89 to 1204 and encodes 371 amino acids.